AUGGACUGGGACAGCCUGCAGGCCCUCUGCUCCUCGCUCUGCUCCUCUCUCUCCGCCCGGGCCGUGCUCGAGGCCGUCGGGGUCGGCGACGGCUCCGCCUCCGUCACCGGGGCCGCGCUCACCUGGCUCCUGCGAGACGGGGUCGGGAUCGUGACCAGGAUCGGCUUCGUGUGGCUGCAGGGGAGCCACCUGGACUGUGAGGCCAAGCAAUGGCGGUUUGUGGCCGAUCUCCUCAAUGACGUCGCCCUGGUGCUGGAAAUCCUCGCUCCCUAUUGGCUGAGCUUUGGCCCCGCCCUCCUGGUCAUGGCGGCCGCGGCCAGGUGCGUGGUGGGCGUGGCCGGCGGCGCCACCAGGGCGGCCCUGGCCGUGCACCAGGCCCGGCGGGACAACGUGGCCGACGUGGCCGCCAAGGACAGCAGCCAGGAGACGCUGGUGAACGGGGCGGGGCUGUUGCUGUCGCUGUUGCUCCUCCCACUUUUGGACGGGCGGCCAUGCCUCACCUGGGCCACCCUCGUCCUCCUCCUGAUUGGUCACCUGACCUUCAACCUGGCCGCCAUUGGCUCCCUCACCCUGACCUCCCUGAACAGGCCCCGCCUCCGCCUCGCCAUUGGCUGGGCUCUCCGAGGGGGCGGGGCUGCAGGGGAAAGGGGCGUGGCUUGUCCGGGAGUGGGCGGGGCCAAGCUGGAGGUGCCCAGGCCUGAGCAGGUGAACCCGAGGGAGCCCCUGCUGCCAGGGUUGGGGUCCCGCCUGCGGCUGCACCUGGGGGCGCCCCUGGAGCUGCUGGCGAGCAGCGAGGCCGAGCUGCGGAAAGCUCUGGAAUGCGGCAGCCCCGAUUACAUCGUCGUCAUCCGCCCCUCCCAAAGCUGGGUGGGGGUGGGGCUGCGCCGGGGAGCCCCCCCCGAGGCCUCGAUCCUGGGCUGUGCCCACGCCCUGAUCCUGGAGCAGCUCCUGGGACCCCCAAUGGACGCCGGGACCCCCCUGGGCCGGAAAUUGGAGCCCCUGCAGAGAAAGAUCCGGAACUGCCCGCCGGGCGCGGUUCCCUGGGGGGUCCUGGCCGAGACCUCGCGGCUCUUCCGGGACCUCGGCCCCGCCCUCCUGCGAGGAUUGGAGGCCGCGGGUUGGGACGUGCGACGCCCCCUCCUGGCCGUGGACGAAUGGCGGCUCGAGUGGGCGGAGCCAGGGGCAGACCACGCCCCCUCAUAGAAACCACGCCCCCUCUCGGGGAAACCACGCCCACUUCAGGCAUAAAAUGGCGGAAAAUAAAAAUUUGGUGGAAUUUUGGUGGAA
Messenger RNA from Zonotrichia leucophrys gambelii, 1287 nucleotides. It is a transcript of the gene RUSF1, whose product is annotated as RUS family member 1. The transcript has 13 exons. NCBI's taxonomy places the organism in Eukaryota, Metazoa, Chordata, Aves, Passeriformes, Passerellidae. The coding region runs from base 1 to 1203 and encodes 400 amino acids. The record is from RefSeq and is a predicted model, not a curated record.